AUGUCCACCUGCUUGUCUGGUCAUAACAAGUCCUACGCCUGCUGCCUGCCUGAUAAACACACUGCUUGGGUAGCAGGCAGGCUCUGGAAUAAAGAGACGUUCGAUUACCUGCUCGGGCACCUGGGCACUCCGGCGGCGGAGGAAAUGGGACUUUUCCUAAUUUCUGGCUACAACCUGUUUACGCAGCCGGUGCCGGACCCGUCUUGGAAGAACAUUGUCCUGGGAUUCAGGAACUUGACACCGAAAGAGCUUGAACUCUUCCCUGGUUACAGCUACGGCUGGUUCAACACGGCGCUGAUGCUGGAGGGCAGGAGCUACCUGCCGUGGCUCACCAACAGCAUCGCUGCGCGUGCCGCUCACCGCGCCGCGUCUGUCUCUCGGUAGAUGUUUGCCCAGGGCGUGGACGUGGUGAUAAACUGCACCGGGGUGCGUGCUGGGGAGCUGCAGCCCGACCCGCAGCUACAGCCCGGCCGGGGGCAGGUCAUCAAGGUCCUGGCCCCGUGGGUGAAGCAUUUCAUCGUCACUCAUGACAUCGACUCUGGUAUCUACAACUCGCCGUACGUCAUACCGGGAGACCGGUACGGGCGCAGGAGCUCCCUGCGCAGACCCCGGCUCGGCGCUGGGACGCGAGGGGGGUCCGGGCUGCUCCGGGGCUCCCGGAUCAAGCUUCGAGAUCUGGUGAAAUACAGUGAAAUAUUCACAGGGGAUGACAAUAUGGGGCUGGCUAAGCGAUGCUUGUCAUCUCUCUACAAAAAGAGGCUAACCAAGACAUUUUUAGCGUUGUCAUUACAAGACGUGAAAGCGAAGAUCGUGCAGGAGUGGAGCGGCUUGAGACCAGCGCGGCCCUGGGUUCGCUUGGAGCGGGAGACCCUCCGCCACGGGCAUCUCCAGGCAGAGGAGCCCAUGGGCAGCAGCACCACACGAAGCGGGGUGAAGGCACAGAGGGACGCGGCGGGGCUGGAGCUGCCGUGGGGCUUUGGAAAAUUCAGCUGCCUCUGUGCAGCGGCGAGCUCCAAGAGCCUUCACCCGUGGGAGGAGGAAGAUGGCGGUCCGAACUGCCACCGCAGGGCGAGCAGCCCGUCCUACGCCGAGGCAAAGCAGGAUUUCCAGCUCGCUGGUGGCAUUGCUGGUGAUCUAAACCCACCCAGGAGCUGCGUCCUCACUGCCCGCCUCUCGCACGCCGAGGGACAGCCCGAGGGGUGCAAACCCACCGAGGCAGCACGGAGCUACCCCGGCGGCGCAGCGCAUUCGGGAGAAUUACCCAACUGCAGCCUGGCAGAAGGAGAUGACAACAAACUGUUUGCGCUGGUCGUCCGCGCCGUGAGAGGGGAUGGCCUGGACCUGGAGCUGGCUGGGGACGGAGCGCAGGGGACACAGAGACAGCAGAGACGGAGACAACCCAACCAGCACACAGUGACAGCCGCCGGAACAGACAGCGCGUUUCUGCGUCCUCAGUCACGCCUGAAGUGGGAUCCCCUGCGCGCUUGA
Molecule: messenger RNA, 1488 nt
Organism: Opisthocomus hoazin
Lineage: Eukaryota; Metazoa; Chordata; Aves; Opisthocomiformes; Opisthocomidae
Source: RefSeq, a predicted model, not a curated record